UGGAAAUAAUUGAGGAGACAGAGGGGCAGACAAAGACACAGCUCUGCUAGAAAAGAAAAAAGGGAACAAAAACGAAACUAGACGCUCCAAGAUGGAAAUUAUAUAAAGUCAGCUUGAGUUCAGAUUCUGGAAAAUCCACAGUUUAACUCGGGAAUGCGGGCGGACGCAGCUGAGCAGUGAGGAAGUGGACAAGAAUAGGAGACUGCUGGGCAACAAGUCUGUAGUGGGUCAGAGACCAAGUGGAAGCGCCGAGUCGGAUUUACGAAAGAAGCUUGAACUGAGAUUUGAAAGGAGUGAAUCUCAUCUCCAGGAUGUCGGUGUCUCGGAGGUGUUUAUGCUGCGUCAAAUACUUGAUGUUUGUCUUUAAUCUCAUCUUCUGGCUCGGAGGAUGCGGCCUGUUCGGCGUCGGGGUCUGGCUGUCCUUCACGCAGGCCGAGUUUUCCUCUCUUCCUCUGUCCUUCCCGUCGCUCUCGGCCGCCAACCUGCUGCUGGUGGCUGGAGGCAUCACAAUGGUGACGGGUUUCCUGGGAUGUCUGGGGGCCCUGAAGGAGCAGCGCUGCCUGCUGUGCAUGUUCUUUGCCAUCCUGCUGCUCCUGGUCCUAACUGAGGUGACCCUGGUGUUGGUUAUUCACAUCUUCCACGAAAAGCUGGAUUCAAAAGCUCAAAACGAGCUAAAGGAAGGGAUGAAGAUUUAUGAGUCGGAACCUGGACUGAAGAAAUCCUGGGACAACGUGCAGAAAAUGUUCAAAUGCUGCGGAGUCACCAAUAAGACGGACUGGUUUGAGGUUCUGAACGGGACGCUGCCGUCGUCCUGCUGCUCCGUGGGGACUGAACGAUGCAUCGACGGCUGGGUGGAGCCGUGCUACCACAAGGCCAGAACGUGGCUGCUGGACAACAUCCCGUCUGUGCUGGUGUUUGGAGUCUGUAUCGGAGUCGUGCAGAUCUUGGCCCUGGUCUUCUCCAUGGUGAUGUACUGUCAGAUUCUCUGCACCGAGAAACACAUGGACUGACUGAACACUCCUGACCACAGCUUUUGAACUCACACUUGGUUCAGAGCGAAACCUUUCGCGGUUACAAAUUUCCCUUAGUUCCUCCCAAAACAAACGACCAGAAGCAGACAUGUUGGUCAGUAAAAUCCUCAGAGUCUGUAUGAAAAGGAUUGAGUCAGUUAUUUCCAUACUAAUGUAAAUAUGCAAACAUGCUGGAUAUUAAAACGCACUAAAUUAUCUUUAUGUCCUUGAUUCCCAACACCUUUUUAAUAUGUUCUACAUCUUUAGACAGCAACAAAACAGACGCUAAUAAAACAUCAGCUUUAAAUGAAGUUGAUCCAUGAACCUCUUCACAUCUGAACAUUACAGUCUGUUGAUGUUAAAGUUCACAUCCCCAUAGCUUCAAGUAUAUUGGUUCCAGAGUAGCUGAUUUAAUAGUACGCUAAAUUUGUUCCAACUUACAAUUAUCUUAUUUCUGUGUCAUGAAACAAGAAGAAAGGGAAAUAUACCUGUAUUUACGAUUCAUAAUUUCAGUAUUUGGAUUUUAUUAUUCAUCCAGUCAAGAAGAAAAAGACGAGUUAAGACUCUUCAUAACCUGCUGGUUCAGUUUGUGUUAAGACAUGAUUUUGACAAGUAGGUCAACUGUAAAAAGGAAAAAAUACUAAUAAAAAAGAUUUUAUAUGUAGCACUAAGUUCACUUUGUUCCUACUUUCCUUCCUUGUACAUUAUUCCUGCGACAUUUGAGCACUUUGAACUGAUUUUACAGACGUUCACUGCUCCAGUUUUAUUCUAUUUCAUAUAAUCCUCACUGUAAAAUAAAACCUUUGAAAUAUUCCUUUAGUAGCUCAAGGUAUUUCUUUGUCUUUACGUAUCACAUGUUUAUCCAACUUUACCUUUUCACUGGAGUAUUUAGUCAUUUGAAUCUUAUCAUGGAGACCGAAUUGUGUUGUCAGAAGGGAAAAGGGUUUAUUUUCCAGGUGAAAGUGGUCCCGCACCAAUAAAACUGAACCUACGCAACAGAAAUUAAACGCCCACUUGAAUGGUGCUGAAAUCAUUCAUUGGAUGUAAUUUAAUUUUAGCUGAACUGGGAACGAAGAACUUUUUAUGCUUAACAAAGAGCUUCAGUCUGAUAAAGCUCAGCGUCACUGUUCAGUUUCAUUCACAUCAACCAGCUUUACAUUUUAAGAUCACUUUCAAACUUUAUCUGAAAUCACGCUGCUAUUUGUAUAUCUGCAGUGUUCCAGUGUGUCCUAACACACAUAUAUUCUGGUCGACUGACAGACUGAGCGCAUUUUAAGAUUGUCGAACAGAAAGCAGCUCUGGUCCUUUUUCAUUAUCAGCUGUUCUCCAUCGUUUAUGUCGGAUUGUUUGCAUCCAACGUCUGUUUUCUCCAUCAGUUAAAAAGGACAAACACUUUCUGUCACGUUAACCUAGUAUAAACUCCAAAUGCUCCUAAAGCAUCUAACAGAAUGAGCUUCCGAUUAAAGCUGAGGUUAGAAACAGACCGUGGAGUUGUCUUUAAAAUCUUGUUCAGUACUUAUGAUCGUAUUCGUGUGUAGUCUGGCUUUAGGUUUAGUUCUACAUGAUGUUCUGUUUCCCUGUUCAUUCGUAUUUGUUGUGAUUUGCUGUAAAUAAACAGAUUUUGCAUAAAGGA
Messenger RNA from Stegastes partitus (bicolor damselfish), 2643 nucleotides. It is a transcript of the gene tspan4b, whose product is annotated as tetraspanin 4b. Gene Ontology annotation, cellular component: plasma membrane. The transcript is spliced from 8 exons. NCBI's taxonomy places the organism in Eukaryota, Metazoa, Chordata, Actinopteri, Pomacentridae. The coding region runs from base 312 to 1010 and encodes 232 amino acids. The record is from RefSeq and is a predicted model, not a curated record.